Molecule: messenger RNA, 3424 nt
Organism: Anopheles merus
Lineage: Eukaryota; Metazoa; Arthropoda; Insecta; Diptera; Culicidae
Product: proline hydroxylase buaE-like
Exons: 5
Coding region: 1918-3105 (395 amino acids)
Molecular function (GO): dioxygenase activity
Source: RefSeq, a predicted model, not a curated record
UCUUUUCACUGCCAGACGGCCAGCAGCUACGGACAGGCAGCAUAGCGGAAGGAAAAGAAAAGAAAAGAAAAAAAACGGCAAGAGCAUAUAACUCAUUUUCUACCCAAUCUCCGCGCAAACACACACACACACAAGCACACAGGUCAGUGCAGCAUAUUCCUUGGCACCGUUUGUUCAACCAGCGACAGCAGCCAGGGAGCCAGCGCAAGCACACGAACCGCGGCUGAGUCUCGGGGUCCCCCUCAGGUGUGAACGGCGCGGCGGACAGGCGUGAAUAAAUAAUACAACGCGGCGAUCCGCCAACGUUUAUGAUCGGUCAGCGGUUCAUCAGCAUCGUUUCGCGUGGUGGUGUAGUAAGUCCGGUUUUUUGUUUCGAAAGUACUCGGAUCGGAUCGGUAGGCCAGCGCCAGUGUGUGUGUGUUUGCGCUGUGAUUUCAAGAUUUCACCACAGCGCGGCGGCGACCAGGCUACGGGCUUAGUAGGACGCGUGCAAUUGCAGCCGGACGGGCAGAAAAAGUGCAACGUGUCGUGCGUGUGUGGCACACAACAACAACAACAACAACACACCCCAGCCACGAUCGAAGUGUUGGUUGGUUGGUAGGCCGAGUAGGAAAAGCGCACCGAGCACGGGCGAAACAAUUCCCAUCACUCACAGGUGUGUGUGUGCUGAGGCACCGGCGCGCCGUGUUCUGCUUUUAUCGCAAUCUACUUAUCAGCUGGUCGGGGUUGGUGUUAGGUGACUCGCGGACAAUCCCCACCGGUCGGCAGUGGCGGAGGUGUUUCCGCUGUACACCGAGAUUAACCGUGGGCCGAGCGAGCGGACGUCGUUUUGUCGCAUACGCAUUCGUCAUACGGGUGCGCGCGUUGGCAAACGGGUAAAGACCGCUGCGGCAAAAAACCGACCGCUUAGUGUGUGAUUCGAGGCCAGCGCGAGCAGUCGAGUCACUUGUGCAAACAUACCGCGGUUGGUGCGCACGACAAACGCACGAGCGCGCACGAACGGUAGUGUCAGUCACACCAACAGGCCCUACAUAGGAGCGAGCUCCGGAGUGAAGUGAGGUUCGCUACGCGCAAACGGAACGCUGGUGCUGUGUGUUGUGUCACUCGGCGAAUCGAUCACUCGAUCAAUCUUUUUUUUCUUUCGAUUGCGUGGGGUGCGCACACGCUUUCUGUAGUAUCGCGAACGAGGAAAUGAUAGUGAACUGUAGUAGUGAACGUACAAACGAACAUCAUCAUCAUCAUCACCACGGCAACCGAGGUGCAGCAGUCGUAGCACACACGCGUGGGGAAUGUUAGAGGAAGAAAAGCAAGAAAAAGCACACUAACGCACGUAUGCAUCGCACAACACCCCUUUCGAGGAAGUAAAACGGUCCGCUUCUCGUGUGUUGGUAGUGUGGGCGCAGGUGUGUGCUAUAACUUUCCAGGAUUACCGGGUGGUGAACGAACCACCUCGCAAAGGUUUGCUGUACAUCGAAAAAAGUGAAAUUUGCCCUGGCUGCCGCCUGCAUGCUUCAUCGCCCCGUUACCCUUAACGUCACCGAGUGCUGACUGACUGUGUGUGUGUGUGUAUUUGUUGAGCGUGCGUGAACAUAUGUGUGUACGUGUGUGUGUGCGCUGUUUGGUGGUGAAAACAAAAGAAGAUACGCACUCCUAAAACAUAAAAAUACACAAACACACUGACAGAUAUACAUACACGCGUGUGCGAUCGCGGCCCUGUCGCUUGGCUGCAAACAGAGUUUUUUUCUUGGUUAGAAACGAAUGACACUGCGAGAGUAGUGAGCGAUCCGGGGUAAGGGGAACAUACAAAUACAGCCUCCAAAACCUGUCCGACCGUAGUAGGGGUGGCUAUAGCGACAGCAUAACCCAUUUGUGCCGAUAUCUAAGCAAACAUCGCAAAAAAAGACAAACUUCAUCACCAUGCUGAAGAACAAAGCAACCGAGGAAAAGGUCGACACGCUGCUGUCCAAGAGCCAGAUACCGAUCAUCGAUCUCGCACAUUGUGGUACGGAGGAAUGUCCAAUCCGGUCGGUGGUGAAUCGUGUCGGCCAUCAGCUUCACAAGGCACUCAGCGAAAAAGGCAUCGCGCUGCUGGUAAACCAUGGCAUCUCGGAGGAUAAGAUGAAGCAGGUGUACGGCCAUCUGGACGAUUUCUGCAAGCUCUCGGACAACACGAAGGAAACGUACCUGCGCAAAGGGGAAACGAACCACGGCUACAUCAAACCGGGCCAGGAGCGGUUCGACGGCAAAUCGAAGGACAUCCGGCAUACGUUCAACAUCUGCACGCUGAAGCCGGACGGCGGUCCGCUACCGGACGAACCGCUGCCCGGCUUCCGGGAGCACGUGUCCGACCUGGCGACGGACUUCAAGCGCCUGUCGGCCCUGCUGCUGCAGGCGCUGGCCGUCGGGAUGGAGCUGCCGUACGGGUACUUUCUCGAGAAGCACCGCCACAUACUGGACGGCGAGGGCGAAAACCAGUCCACAUUCCGGCUGCUCUACUAUCCGCCGCUGAUAGAGGACGACGGGAAGAAUGAGCUGCUGCGCGGGACGUGCAAGUACAGCCAGCAGCGCUGCACCAAGGACGAGAUCGACCUGUCCCUGCCCGAGGACUACCGUGCGAAGGUGCGCGAGCAGCAGGAGCAGGAGGAGCAGGAGCUGCAGCAGAUAACGCGCUGCGGGGCGCACUGCGACUACGGCACCUUCACGCUGCUCGCCCAGGACUCGGAGGGCGGGCUGGAGGUGAAGCUGCCCGGCACGGAUCGAUGGAAACGCGUCGGCCAUCUGCCCGGCGCCAUCCUGAUCAAUGCGGGCGAGCUGCUGUCGACGUGGACGGGCGAAAAGAUUAGCGCGCUGCAGCAUCGCGUGAUCAUACCGCAGGAGGAAACGAUCCGCACCCGUGGCCGUCAUUCGUUGGCAUUUUUCGUACACCCUGACAACUGCAUCUCGAUAGCACCGAUCGAUCUGCCAGCCUCCAGCUCGUCCAACUCGCUCGAUUCGGAUGAGAAAAAAACCAAAGGACGCAAGAAGUCCUUCAAAACUGCCAAGUCGAAGAUCUACAACGCGUACCAGCACGUGCAAAGGCGCUUUAAGGAAACGUACGCGUCGUGAGGUUAGGCUUAAGCUAAGGCGAAACAAGCAGUAUUUACCUUACUGCGCAACAAGAAAAGACUAGCUGUAGCAGAAUCACAUCCAACUUAAACACGGAUUCAUCCUCCCUUCCCCUUAGUACCCUCCCCUGCCGCUGCGCAUCCCCUUCGCGCAUCGUUGGACGUUGCCUUCGCCGGUCGCAAGCGGGUUUCGCGCGGUGCUGUAUUUAUGAGACUUAGCCACAAUUUAUUCCACCAUGUUUCUUCCAUCUUAUUUGGUGUACUUUUUUAACGAAAUAAUAUUAAAAACAAAAAACGCUCACAAGAGAUACAAACCUUAA